CGAUCACUCUCACACGCGCUUACGCACACCUCGCAGAAGGACGCACGCCGGUGUCCGAGCGGCGCGGGCUUACAGCAAUCAAGGAGCGCGAGACAGAGACAAGCUUUACGAGCUUUUCUUCUUUCUUGGUGGGAGGGGAAGAGCCUAACCGGGACUGAGCUUUUUUUAGGGGACAGCUGAGGACUUCCACCCGCCGCCACGAAGCGGCAAAAGGCGAACCUCGUGUGCGCAAAAACACGCGAGGAAGCGGCGGUUCGGAGAAUAACGGGGUCCGGGUUGGAACUUGACGCGUCUUGGAGCCGCUAUCCAGACUCCCGAAGCCCCGUGGGCCGAGGGGGAGUUUGCUCCUUUACCAAAUUCUGGAUCAAAUAAUACAUGGACAAAUGAACUCUUCUCCGUGACGCGCGCCCACAGGUUAAACAAAUGGUUUAAUAAGCACUGAAGGAUAUUUUUCAUUUGUUUUUUGUUUUUUAAUUGAAGCUUUUUACAUUUUUUGCCGCUGGAUGGUAUUUUGCAUCUUAGGUGGAAGCAUCGGGACAUUUAGAGCAAGUUUUUCCUACAGCUAAGAUGGAUUUGGUGGCGUCUGUGAUUGGAUUUUUAAUGGCACUCUGUCAUCUGACAUGGAGAGUCAAAGGAGAGUGUGGAGGCGUCUUAGAUGCCAGCAAGGCUGGCUACAUCACCUCACCUGGUUAUCCUCUGGAGUACCCACCUCAUCAAAACUGCCGUUGGAUCAUCAAGGCGCCGGAGCAGUCCCAGCGCAUCAUCCUCAACUUCAAUCCUCACUUUGAGAUCGAGAGGCUCGACUGCAAAUAUGACUUCAUAGAAAUCCGUGAUGGGACUUCAGACUCGGCUGAUGUUUUGGGUCGACACUGCAGCAACAUCGCCCCAGCACCCAUCAUCUCAUCAGGUCCAUCGGUGCAAGUCCGGUUCGUUUCGGACUACGCCCAUCAGGGGGCGGGCUUUUCUCUCCGCUAUGAGAUCUUCAAAACAGGGUCCGAGUUUUGCUUCCGCAAUUUCACCAACCCAUCCGGCACGAUUGAGUCCCCGGGGUUUCCAGACAAAUAUCCUCACAAUCUGGAGUGCUUUUACAUGGUCAUAGCCCCACCCCACAUGGACAUUACCCUGACGUUCUUGACCUUUGAUCUGGAGAACGACCCUCUUCAGGUGGGCGAAGGCGAGUGCAAGUACGACUGGCUGGACGUUUGGGAUGGACUUCCACAAGCGUCUCCGCUGAUUGGCCGGUACUGCGGGACAAAAAUCCCUCCAGAGAUCCAGUCGUCUUCGGGCCUACUGUCCCUCUCCUUCCACACAGACAUGGCGGUGGCCAAAGACGGCUUCUCCGCUCGCUACAACAUGACGUACAAAGAAGUUUCCGACUCGUUCCACUGCAGCAUGGCGCUCGGAAUGGAGUCGGGAAAGAUUAGCGAUGAUCAAAUCAAGGCCUCGUCGAGCUUCUACGACAACCGUUGGUCACCACGCCAGGCUCGCCUCAACAACUAUGACAAUGCCUGGACACCGUCGGAGGACAGCAACAAAGAGUUCAUACAGGUUGACCUGCAGUUCCUCAAAGUUUUGACUGGAAUUUCAACCCAGGGGGCCAUUUCCAAGGAGACUCUGAAGUCUUACUACGUCACCACUUUCAAACUGGAGGUCAGCACCAACGGAGAAGAUUGGAUGAUGUACCGGCACAGCAAAAACCACAAGAUCUUCCAUGGGAACACAGACCCAACCGAGGUGGUUCUGAACCGCGUCCCACAGCCAGUGUUGGCCCGAUAUGUCCGGAUCCGACCGCAAACCUGGCAAAAUGGGAUAGCCCUGCGCUUUGAGCUUUAUGGAUGCCAGAUUACAGAUGCUCCGUGCUCAAACCUGCAGGGACUGCUGUCCGGGCUCCUUCCGGAUUCCCAGAUUACGGUCUCGUCCAGCAGGGACGUGGAGUGGAAUCCCGGGGCCGCUCGACUCGUAGCGAGCCGAUCCGGCUGGUAUCCUGCGCCUGCCCAGCCUAUAACUGGAGAAGAGUGGCUUCAGGUGGAUUUGGGGGUCCCGAAGCUGGUGCGUGGAGUGAUUACGCAGGGAUCUCGAGGAGGAGACCCAGGCAGUGGCGCCACAACGGAAAACCGGGCGUUUGUUAGGAAGUACAAAGUGGCACACAGCCUUGAUGCAAAGGACUGGAACUUUAUUAUGGACACCAAGACAAGCCUACCCAAGAUUUUUGAAGGGAACACGCACUACGACACCCCAGAGCUUCGACACUUUGAGGAGACAGUGGCUCAGUACAUCAGGAUCUACCCUGAGAGGUGGUCUCCAGGAGGGAUUGGGAUGAGAGUGGAGAUACUGGGAUGUGACCUUCCGGAAAUCAGCACUCCAGCCAGCACUGUCACAACAACUGUACCUCCGUACACAGAAACCACCACGGUUCCCGUCACCACUACAGUAGCGUCCCCUCCUCCUUCGGACUCCGUGUGUGAUUUUGAACACGGCCUGUGUGGGUGGACUCACGACCCCAACUCCCCACUGCUUUGGUCCAUGCACAGUCAAGCUCCCAACAGCUACAUCUACAUAGAUGCCAGCUUGAAGACAGAGCAGCAGAGAGCCAAACUCAUUAGCCCCACAGUAGCCGCCGACACAGGACCCCUGUGCCUCAUCUUCUCCUACCAGCUAUGGGGGGAGGCGCAGGGCCACCUGAGGGUACUGCUGAGGGACCCCCACAACGAGGAAUCCAUCCUGUGGACUCUGAAGGACGAUCAAGGCCCUGUGUGGAAGGAGGGUCGCACCAUCCUUCCCCGCUCUCCUAAAGACUUUCAGGUUGUGAUGGAGGGCUUCUUUGAGCGAGGCACCAGAGGACACAUCUGGGUAGACAACAUCCACAUGAGCUCCAACUCUCCUCUCAAAGAAUGUACACAGCCCAUCAUCGCCUUUUCUCCAGAAAACUCAGGGGGAGGUGUUCCUGUGCCUCCCUUGCACAUCCACUGGUAUUACAUAAUGGCUGCUGGUGGCGCCCUCCUUCUCCUGGCAGCAGCCAUCUUGGUCAGAGCUCUAUGUUGCUGUCGACAACACCUUGCCACCAAGAAGAGCCAGCUGUCAGUGGCCUAUCACAGCUCCUCGCAGUGCUUCCAGUAUUCUAACUGGUCUACCAGUAUGGCCACCCCCGGGGUGGAGCCAGUACUGACAGUGAGAUUGGACAGCCGGGACCGACACCGCACCCUCUGCUAAAGGGAGGCGUUUAGCGGUUGCAUCUUCUUGGCAGACAUGGAUGCCAACACCAGCAGCAUGAGUCCUACAAGAUGGACAACUCCACUUUGCAAACCUUUCUUUGGUUUUCCGGCUGCGUUGGUUGUAACGUCACCUGCCCUCUCUCCGAGACUCCACUGGAUGUAGCCACGGCUGCCAUCUUUGGUCCAUCAAGGAGUUUGCUCUUUUCCGGCUGACGUACGAGCUUGAAUAGGACCAUUGAGCUAUUCUCUACGGUCCUUCUAAAGCCACCCCAGCAUGGACGUACAUAAAGACAUGUGUGGCCUGGAGAAAAACAGGGUGGGGGCAGUUGGUUCUGUUGCAAGAGCCAGCAGAAGCUGCCAAACCACAAGGCUGAAACAAGCCCCCAGAGACAUGCGGAGCUUUGAAGCGCCACAAGAGAAAACUGUUAGGCAGAGGGAGGUCUUUCGGCGCACAGCGAAAAUGAACUGGAAAGAGUCCGAAACGGUGGCUCACUGUGUCUCUCGUAUGAGUUGUGCCACAGACCUUUUCAACAACGCAUGUGCACAUUUCCAAACCGCUGGAAUGCAAGAUUGUACAGCCCUGCACCCGCGUGGAGAUAAGCCGUUGAACAGCCUCUUCUGAUGAUCAGUCAUGGAUCCAGCCGCCUUCACUGCUUAGUGUUUCAUCUCAAUUCUUUGGCGUAAUAAAGCGCGCCGUUCCACCCCCGUUUAUGCUUCAUACCACCCCCUCCAGUUGUUCCCCUUGUCUUUGAGCUGCCCAGAUAAAAGCCUCUCAGCGAUAUGUCGUGUUUUUUAGUGUUAAAAUGUGCUUGUUGUUUUUAGGCUUGUAAAUAGAAACAGCUGUCUGCCAUCCCGACUUUCAAUUGAUUUAUUUCUCCUACAAAUCCCACAAUGCCGCUGGACCAGCUGCAAGCCAUGGGUUGCUUUUUUUUUAUUCUCUAACUAUCUGCUCUCAAUCAAAAGAUCCCAUAAAACCAGAGCAGACCUGCAGCCUUUAGUGCCAGAGCAGACAAAGCCAGUGCUCCUUCAACUAAUAUUUAUCACAUCUGGGAGGUAAAAGCCUGUUUUAUUGUGAAAUGUCUCAAAAAGUGUGACUGAGGUUGACAAGUUGGCACCAAUUCCUCCCUCAUCAGUCACUGCAGAGGAUGUGAGAGCUGACACAAGCUCAGCAGGUUUAAAUGAAAUUGAGGUCUUCACUCCGAGACUUAACCUGGAACUGCUUUCUGGGUCUGUCACAGCUGCAAAAAUCCAUCACCCGCUACCCCACAGCUCAGCAGAAUGCGCCUCAAUUGGUUUACACAAUUACAGAGCUGCACUUUUCUCUCCAGAGUGAAAAAAAAAUAAAUGUAUAUAUUUUUGGCACACUCCUACUUUGUGCUUUUAAAUCAACUUGGGGACGAAGGGGGAGGGAAAGGGACACCAUACCUGAUCCAUCCCGACACCCAUUAUGCACCAAGCUUCUAAUAGUUGUAAUUAGUUAAUGGAUAGAUAACAUUUAUUAAGGCUGUGGUAAGCACUUUUCUACCCCCCCUCCACAUGUACCGCACCUCCAUCGCUCAAGCCGCUGCCAACUCCCGUUGCUGUGGAAACAGCAUCGAUAAUGCCAUUGGCCAUCAAAGGCCCCCAGAUCUAGACGAGUGCCUUGCCAAGCAGCUACUCCCACUCCACAUUGCUUGCCAAGACCAGCAAACACAAACAAAUACACAAAGUGAAGCGAAAAACUAGUGUACAGUUGAAGUGCUGCUCAGAAUGGACAGUAGCCACUGGUUUUCUUCUAUCGGCAAAUCAUUCUUAAUUUUUAUGGUGCUGAUUGUACUUAUCUUGUGAUGUUUUGUGUUUGUAUUAACUCAGAAUGAGCAGUCUUAUACCAUCAAUGUCUAAUGAGUGUUUGAAAGGAAUGUUUCUCUAAUAAUAAAGCAGUAUUUUUAUAUUAAACAAGACCCUGAAAUAUCUGUGUCUCUUCCAGCA
This is a messenger RNA of Oryzias latipes (Japanese medaka), 5180 nucleotides long. It is a transcript of the gene nrp2a, whose product is annotated as neuropilin 2a. Gene Ontology annotation, cellular component: axon; plasma membrane; glutamatergic synapse. NCBI's taxonomy places the organism in Eukaryota, Metazoa, Chordata, Actinopteri, Beloniformes, Adrianichthyidae. The record is from RefSeq and is a predicted model, not a curated record. Gene Ontology annotation, biological process: angiogenesis; axon guidance; vascular endothelial growth factor signaling pathway. Gene Ontology annotation, molecular function: semaphorin receptor activity; vascular endothelial growth factor receptor activity.